CACACUCGAGCAACGCAAGCAGCAGACCCUCCUCACGUUCCACAUCCAUCCAUCGUGCAUCCUGCCAACGUUAGUUUGCUGAUAUUUACAAAAGAAGAAGAACGAGAAGAAGAUGGCAGUGCCAACACCCGAGUUCACGGAUUCCUUUCUCGUGCAGACCAACAACUACGGCGACUUCAUCCGCAUAGUCCGGCAAAACGUGAUCAGAUACUGCAGCGACCGGAGUCCCAGCAUCUGGCAGCCCGUGCUGCCACCGGAGGAGAAGAUCCCCAAGCUCUGGUUCCACGUCGACCUCAUCAACACAAAGACCAGCUCCCUGACGCUCGCCGUACGCAUGGACAACCUCUACCUCGUUGGCUUCAAGACCCCGGCUGGGGUUUGGUGGGAGUUCAACAACGAGCAGAACAAGCACCUCAUCAGGGACGCCAAGUGGCUCGGAUUCGGUGGCAGGUAUCAGGACCUCAUCGGCCAGAAGGGACUGGAGACCGUCAUGCUCGGCCGUUUCCAAAUGGCCACAGCCGUGGAUGUCCUGGCGAAACACGGCACAAGCAGGAUUCUGGAGGAGGAGGAGCUGCUGCGGGGCGCCGGUGUUGGGACUGACGACCCGCACGCCUUGCCCAAGAGCAUGCUGGCAAAGCUGGUGAUCAUGGUAUGCGAGGGGUUGCGCUUCCUCACCGUGUCCGGCACGGUGGACAAGCAGUUCGACAAUCCGGCGGCGACGGUGACCCAGAUGGAGGGGAAACAGGUGAAUAAAUGGGAUAGGAUCUCGGCGGCGGUGUUCAAGUGGGCCAAGGACCCGACUGCUAAGUUCCCCGAUCUGGAGCAGGUAGGUGUCAAGGAUAGAAACGACGCUGCCAGGAUCGUGGCGCUCGUCAAGUACCAAAACAACUAGCUGAUCUAGCUGAGAAACAAGGACGGACGAGCUGUGAAUCUGGUUCAUACACAUACUUGACCUGCCACUCUACUGUACGCCUGUGCCAGCUAGUGCUGUUAUUGUACUACGUAACUAAUUUGUAUGUUUAUGCUUGCGUACGUGCUGUGCAUGUAAUAAGCUGGCUAUCUACUAUACUAUAGUUUGUAAAGUAUAAAUAAGUCCACCCUACACGGUGUUCCUGCUGCUCUUUAGCGGGUCGCAGCGAACUUGAGCGCUUGUUCGGUUUGGAGAUAAUUACUGUACGUAAUUAUUUUGGAGGUUUAAAUCCGUUGCAAAUCAAAAUAAUUUUCAAUCU
Messenger RNA from Panicum virgatum (switchgrass), 1229 nucleotides. Its product is annotated as ribosome-inactivating protein-like. Gene Ontology annotation, molecular function: rRNA N-glycosylase activity. Gene Ontology annotation, biological process: negative regulation of translation. NCBI's taxonomy places the organism in Eukaryota, Viridiplantae, Streptophyta, Magnoliopsida, Poales, Poaceae. The transcript has a single exon. Bases 113 to 892 code for a protein of 259 amino acids. The record is from RefSeq and is a predicted model, not a curated record.